This is a messenger RNA of Colius striatus (speckled mousebird), 1896 nucleotides long. Its product is annotated as leucine-rich repeat and fibronectin type III domain-containing protein 1-like. The record is from RefSeq and is a predicted model, not a curated record. Gene Ontology annotation, molecular function: protein binding. NCBI's taxonomy places the organism in Eukaryota, Metazoa, Chordata, Aves, Coliiformes, Coliidae.
AUGGCGAAGCUGCUGGUGCCGCUGGUGAUGCUGGGGGCGGUGGCUGGUUCGCAGCGCUGCCCCCCGCGCUGCCUGUGCCCCUCGGCCGCCCCCAGCCCCACGCUGCUGUGCGCCCGCACGGGGCUGCUGGCCGUGCCGCCCUCGCUGGACCGCGGCGCCGUGGAGCUGCGCCUGGCCGACAACUUCAUCGGCUCGGUGGGGCGCCGCGACUUCGCCAACAUGAGCAGCCUGGUGCACCUCACGCUGUCCCGCAACGGGCUGCGGCGCCUGGCGCCCGGCGCCUUCGCCGACCUGCGCGCGCUGCGGGCGCUGCACCUGGACGGCAACCGGCUGCCGGCGCUCAGCGGCGCGCAGCUGCGCGGCCUGGCCAGCCUGCGCCACCUCAUCCUGGCCAACAACCAGCUGGCCGCCAUCGAGCCCGCCGCCUUCGCCUCCUUCGCCGCCACCGUCGAGGACCUCGACCUGUCGCACAACAACCUGCCGGCCCUGCCCUGGGACGCCGUGGCCUCCAUGGCCAGCCUGGCCACGCUCACGCUGGACCACAACCUGCUGGAGCGCGUCCCCGCGGGCGCCGUGGCUCGCCUGCCGCGCCUGGCCAGGCUGGACCUCACGGCCAACCGCCUGCGGGCUCUGCCGCCGGUGCCGGGCCCCCCCGGCCCCAGCCUGGCGGCGGGGGGCAACCCCCUGCACUGCAACUGCGAGCUGCUGUGGCUGCGGCGCCUGGCGCAGCCGGGCCGCCUGGAGAGCUGCGCGUCGCCGCCGGCGCUGGCGGGGCGGCUGCUGGGCGCCGUGCCCGAGGAGGAGCUGACGUGCCGCGCCCCGGCCAUCGCCGGCGCCGCCGCGCACCCGGGCUCGGUGCUGGAGGGGCAGCCGCUGCGCCUGGGCUGCGCCGCCUCCGGGGACCCGCGGCCGCGGCUGCACUGGCUGGGCCCGGACGGGAGGCUGGUGCAGAACGGCUCCGGCCGCGCCGUGGGCAGCGACGGCACGCUGGAGCUGCGGGUGGCCACGCUGCGCGACCACGGCGCCUUCACCUGCGUGGCCUCCAACGCCGCCGGCGAGGCCGCGGCCAAGGUGCUCGUGGCCGUGCUGCCGCUGCCGGUGCCGCGACGGCGCCACCGCGACGACGACGACGCUGACGCCGCGCCGGGACCGUCCGACAUGGCCCGAGCCGGGGGCAACGAGUCGGCGGCCGGCGCCGGGAGGCGAGUGGUGGCCGCCGAGCUCACGGCGUCGUCGGCGCGGAUCCGGUGGCUGCCGCAGAGACACGGCCCCGGCAUCCGCGUGUUCCAGGUGCAGUACAACAGCUCCCUCGACGACUCCCUCGUCUACAGGCUGCUGCCCCCGUCCAGCCGCUCGUUCGUGCUGCGGGACCUGGCGUCGGGGCGCGACUACGACCUGUGCGUGUCGGCGGUGCUGGCGGAGCCCGCGGCGCCGCCGGCCGCCCGCUCGCUGGGCUGCGUGCGCUUCUCCACCGCUCCCUCCCCGCGGCCCUGCUCCGCCGCCGCGCCGCGGCCGCACUUCCUCGGCGGCACCGUCAUCAUCGUCAUCGGCGCCGCCAUCGCCGCCUCCGUGCUCGUCUUCAUCCUCAUCCUCACGGCUCGCUACAAGGCGGCGGCCGCGCGGCGCCUCCCCCCCGCGGCGCUGGCCAGCGCGUGCUCCCAGACCACCGGCGCGCACGGACCCCCCGAGCCGCCCCCCAGCAGCCCCCCGAGGCGCCGGCCGCCCCCCGCCUCGCCCCCGGCCGCCGCCCGCGCCCUGUUCCCCAGCCACAGCUACCCGCGGCGGGCUCGGACGCGGCGCCCGGGGGGGUCCCUGCCCCGCCUCGACCUCCCGGACGGCGCCGCGCUCACACGCGGCUUCGGCAGCGCGCACUGGAUGCUGGAGAGCACGGUGUGA